Molecule: messenger RNA, 1755 nt
Organism: Leishmania braziliensis MHOM/BR/75/M2904
Lineage: Eukaryota; Euglenozoa; Kinetoplastea; Trypanosomatida; Trypanosomatidae
Exons: 1
Coding region: 1-1755 (584 amino acids)
Cellular component (GO): membrane; endomembrane system
Source: RefSeq, a predicted model, not a curated record
AUGACCAACGCAGACACUCCACAGAUUCGCGACGGCAACAACGUCAACCAAGGAAAAGUGAGGUCUUUUUUGUCCAAUGCGCUACUCUACGUGUUCCUAGCGCUCGUGGUCAUCAACAUCUUUGGAAAGGCGCCGAUGGUCCCCGUGGAGAGCACGAGGUCAGUGCAAACUCAGGCGCCAGCUCUGACGUCCACGUUGUCCAGUUUGCGUCCGCUUGCUCGACAUGGGGAGCGCUUCAGCAUCGUAGUUGAAACGCAGCCACCCCUGUUCGAGCCUCUCAAAUUCGAGAAUCUUUUUUUCGAUCACGAUGCGUUGGCGGCGGCCAACCGUAGCGUAACAAUCCCCGUCAAUCUGAAGCCGUGCGUAGCCGUCAACUGUACAGUAACUCUGAGAGUCCAGUGGUCUCUGCGCAACUACACAUUUUCAUCAACAGCGCCGCUUGUACGUUUUUUCCACGAUGCUGCUGUGCCGAAGAAGUAUCUCUUUGGAAAUGACAACGAGGGUGAGAGCGCGAUCGUGGCGGUGCCUAACAGCAGUGCGUACAAACAGUACUUCCAGCCGGAGGUGACACUGAGCCCUGUCGUCUUCUUCGAUUACCCUCUUCCGGACCCCUGCUUUGAGUUCACUCCUGUGGUAGAGUCGCAGCCCGGCUUCUACGGCCCUUCGCUUUACAUCAAUAACUUCUGGGUGCUGCGCGAGCACCAUGUGAAGCUGAAUGCAAGCAGCGCAUCACAGCCGCUCAACUUCACUGUGCACCUCACUCCACUUCCGCGAUGGAAGGCGCUUCUAUACACCCAGUUCGAAAUGUCGAUGGCGACGCAGGCGGCUUUCGGCCUUUCGAAGGCCUCCGAGGCGGAGACGACAAAAAGGAUGCUGUUAGAUGUGAGCACAAAGAAUCCACUCCUCCUCAUUGUCACAGCGAUUGUGACGCUUCUGCACUCCGUGUUCGAGUUUCUCGCCUUCUCCAACGAUGUGAAGUUCUGGAAGGGCCGUAAGGACUUUCGGGGUCUCUCUGUCCGGAGCAUCGUCAUCAACUGCUACUUUCAGUCCAUCAUUUUCCUCUACCUCCUCGAGAACAGCGAAACUUCGUGGGCCGUGCUCGUACCAUCUGGAAUGGGCGCGCUCAUGGAGUAUUGGAAGCUUGCAAAGACGCUGAAGAUCGUAAAAGUCGAGACUCAAGUCACGACCGUCGCCGAAGCACAGGGGGCUGCGAGGGAAUCGGCGAGAAAGAAGGGAAUAUGGAGGAUUUCCGGGUAUGACAUCGGCUUUAAUGACUCGUACGAUUCCAGGACGCAGAAGCACGACGACGUGGCGGUCCGGUAUCUCAUCUACGCGAUGAUUCCGCUCCUGAGCGGCUACGCUGUGUACUCAGCUUUGUACAAAACACAUCGCAACUGGUACUCUUUCCUCAUCUCCACGCAGGUUCAGUUCAUCUAUAGCUUUGGCUUUGCGCAGAUGACCCCUCAGAUUUUCAUCAACUACAAAAUGAAGAGCGUUGGUCAGCUUCCGUGGCGCACGUUCAUCUACAAAUCCCUCAACACCGUCAUCGACGACCUCUUUGCUUUUGUCAUUAAGAUGCCAUGGCUGCAUCGACUUGCCUGCUUUCAAGACGAUAUUGUAUUUGCCAUUCUUCUGUACCAGCGCUGGAUUUACCCCGUUGAUAUGUCUCGCUUCGACGGAGACAGCGGCACAGAUGCGGCAGAGGAAGCCGUUCCUGGAGUAGAGGCUGCCGAGGCAGAGAAGAAGAAUCAGUAG